UUUAACGGUAACUAGCAAACAUAUUAUACUGUAAGCAAUUAGGAAAAAUAGUGGGGCGCGUCUUCAUGGAUAAAUUUAUCUAUAGGCCCGAUAUGCAGUAAACUGGCUAGGGUCACACGGAAUGUUAUUUAAACACGUCUAUCCACUUAAGAUCUUCAGUCUUGUUGAAAAUCGCAUCUUGAUCAGAGCCAUGUCUUCAAGCAAAACUAUUCAUUUUAAUAGCAAACACUUGAAAAAAGGGGAUCCCCUACCGAAAUGGAAUGGAAAGCCGAAAUUGUAUAACAUGCGAUACUGUCCUUUUGCACAUCGAUCAGUUUUGGCAUUAAAUGCUAAAAAUGUUGAUUAUGAAAUAGUGAACAUAGACCUAUUGGACAAACCAGAAUGGUUGAAAUCUAAAAGUUCUUUAGGUAAAGUGCCAGCGCUAGAAAUAUCGGAAAAUGUCUCUGUAAUAGAAAGUCUAAUCGUCAGCGAAUACGUAGACGAAGCGUAUCCGCAAAGGAAGUUAUUGCCACAGGACCCAUAUAGAAAGGCGGUUGAUAAAACCAUCGUCGAAAUGUCUGGCUAUAUACAUUCUUUGUUUUUCAAGGUCAUUAAAGGUAUUCCAGUCACAGAGGAAACUAUUAACGGGUUCUUUAAUGCUUUGACUUUUAUUGAAAAUGAACUUAAGAAACGUGGUUCAACUUUUCUUCAUGGAAGCGAACCAGGCUUUGCUGAUUACAUGAUCUGGCCGUGGUUUGAAAGAAUGCCUGUUGCAGCCGAAUUUGAUAAGAUACUAAGCCUUGAUGAAAAGAAAUUCCCUACUCUAGUGCGUUACGUGAAAGAUAUGGAAAAUGACCCAGUUGUGAAAGCAUACACAGUUCCAAAUGAUAUUCUUAGACAAUAUCUUGAAGGUUACAGAAAAGGAGAGGUUAAUUUCAACCUUUUAAAUUAAAAUUAGUUUUUUGUAUUUUUAAUAAAAACCAUUGAAGUAUGUACUUAA
This is a messenger RNA of Colias croceus (clouded yellow), 979 nucleotides long. Its product is annotated as pyrimidodiazepine synthase-like. Gene Ontology annotation, molecular function: glutathione dehydrogenase (ascorbate) activity; glutathione transferase activity. Gene Ontology annotation, cellular component: cytoplasm. The transcript has 5 exons. Gene Ontology annotation, biological process: glutathione metabolic process. Lineage: Eukaryota; Metazoa; Arthropoda; Insecta; Lepidoptera; Pieridae. The record is from RefSeq and is a predicted model, not a curated record. Bases 122 to 931 code for a protein of 269 amino acids.